AUGACUAAAACCUGCGCAAUUCGUGGUAAACCUAAGUCAGGUCGAGUCUGGAAGUCAGUCCGAAAACACCGGUACUCGGCAAUACGUAGGGAUAGAGGCCUAAGAACAACGUGGGAAAAAAAAAUGCUUCUCAAGGAGGAACGAAAACGGCGUUGCUUAGAUGAGGCGAACCGUCGAGAGGCACGUGCAUCUGCUAAGAGGGCCCGGCGACUAGCCACCGAAGAGCGGAAGCGUAGACGUCUAGAAAAUGAGCGACGAGCUGAAACAGUUGUUCCUAUUAAAAAUACAAUGAAGCUGAAGAAACUAAAGAAGAGUCAGCUUCGUACAAUCGAGAAACGCUAA
Molecule: messenger RNA, 342 nt
Organism: Hydatigera taeniaeformis
Lineage: Eukaryota; Metazoa; Platyhelminthes; Cestoda; Cyclophyllidea; Taeniidae
Source: the annotation of a GenBank genome assembly